GUGCGGCAGUUCAAUGUUUCAUUGUUUGCCUUUAGAAAUUUCAGGGUUUUUAGCCAAUUGUUAAACAAAAUGGCGUAUAUAUCAGCCAUUUAAAAGCAUAGAAGUGAGAGACAUUAAUUAUGUCUCUGUCACAAAAUUAAAAAAAAAGACACAAUGUGAAACCAUUUAUUACUGAAAGCUUAAUAAAAUGUGCUACAACAUGUUAUUAUUAGGAAAGCCUCGCACUUUCUUUAGUGUAUCCUAUCUAGGUUUGCUCUUACAAAGGGAUUGGGUGGAAAAUCUAAGUAAGGAAACUAUUUGCAACAAAAACAAACUAAAAAAAAAAUGGAAAAUGUUGAAUUUAUGACCAGAUUAUCGGCUGAAGCACUAUCUGACCUUUAAAAUUUUAGCUGUAAUUUGAAAAAAUCUAUAAUGGUUUGAUUUUGGAUGGCGACUUUAUCUGGGGAGAUUACGAGGAUUGUAAUUUAAAUAACUUUUAUGACCUCCGUUUUGUGUCGUUCUUACGUCGUUGUAGUUCUGUUGAAAAACCAAUUAGAUCAGCAACAAGUGAUUUAUUAAAGGUGCUUUGUUCAGAGGGAGAGUGAGUAGAGACUGAGGGUACCCGGCAGAUGAAUCACCUGUUUGUGGGGGGAGGGGUAAGAACCGAGGGACCUGUCGUCCCUGUUGCUGAGAUUGUUGUCAAAAGACAUGUCACUUGAUACCCUUCACCAGCGAACUGACUGUUAAAAAAUCUCUUCAUGUUACCUUGACAUAACCUGUCACACGUGUCAUUAAAAAUUAAUACCUUUUAUUCUUCGCCUCUACCUCUUUGUCAUUUGCUCCAUAAAGAGGGAGAGCAGUAGAUUUAGUAGUUAGCUUUUCAACCAUGAUUUUACGAGGUUUGUUGCUAUAUGUGCUUUUCAAUGCUGUAAAGGCUGAAUCUGAGACGAUGGUAACUCGCAAAGUAUUUUUCGAUGUUUCCGAGGGAGGGCAACCUAUAGGAAGAAUUGUGCUGGGUUUGUUUGGGAACACGGCUCCUAAAACCGUCACCAAUUUUGUAUCUCUGGCGGGAAAUGAGUAUGGAUAUGGCUACAAGGGCAGUACUUUCCACCGAGUGAUUAAAAACUUUAUGAUUCAAGGAGGAGAUUUCACCAAAGGCGAUGGCACAGGAGGAUAUAGUAUCUACGGAGAAAACUUUAAUGACGAGAACUUUGUCCUGAAGCACUAUGGACCUGGCUGGCUAUGUAUGGCGAACGCUGGCAAAGAUACCAAUGGAUCCCAAUUCUACAUCACCACUAUCAAGACACCCUGGUUAGAUGGUAGUCAUACUUGCUUCGGAAAGGUCUUGGAAGGAAUGGAUGUAGUAAAGAAAAUCGAAGGCGUUCAAACGGGCCAAAACGAUAAGCCAUUACAGAAAGUAGAGAUUACACAGAGCGGAGUGAUUGAUGUACCAGCGCCAUUUGAAGUCACCAAAGAAGGAGUGAAUGUUUAGAAAUCUUUUUUUAUUGGUAAAUGUGCAUUCAUUGAUAAUGUUACAAAAUUAAAAGACGAUCCGUUUUCUUUA
Stylophora pistillata is the source of this 1543-nucleotide messenger RNA. Its product is annotated as peptidyl-prolyl cis-trans isomerase 6. The record is from RefSeq and is a predicted model, not a curated record. Gene Ontology annotation, biological process: protein folding; protein peptidyl-prolyl isomerization. Gene Ontology annotation, molecular function: peptidyl-prolyl cis-trans isomerase activity; cyclosporin A binding. Gene Ontology annotation, cellular component: intracellular membrane-bounded organelle; cytoplasm. NCBI's taxonomy places the organism in Eukaryota, Metazoa, Cnidaria, Anthozoa, Scleractinia, Pocilloporidae.